Molecule: messenger RNA, 132 nt
Organism: Rhincodon typus (whale shark)
Lineage: Eukaryota; Metazoa; Chordata; Chondrichthyes; Orectolobiformes; Rhincodontidae
Product: endoglucanase E1-like
Exons: 2
Source: RefSeq, a predicted model, not a curated record
CUCUCUCCCUCUCCGUCUCUCACUCCAUCCCCAUCCUUUGCUCGGUCCCACUCCCUCUCUCCGCUGCCUACCUCCCUCGUUCCCUCUCAGUCCCUCGCUCCUUCCCUCACUCCCUCCCUGUCCCUCACUCCC